AUGGCUUCUGCAUCUAAUUUAUUGAAUAAAGUGAUCAAUCAUCUCACAUUUCAUCAUGCUAUUGAUCGAGUCGCUGCUGAUGCAAUUUAUCAAGAGACAAUGAAUGUCUAUCAUAAUCUAUAUACAUAUAUUGAUCCUCAUCCAAUAAGUACCAUGGAUACUAAAAUUUUAUCUUGUCUUGUUAUUGUAAUAACUGAUUAUUUUGAUUUUGGUGAAUCAUCUCAUUUUCUUUUGUCGGUGGUACUUUAUAUUAUUAUAUACUGUAGAAAUAGUGAGGCCGAGCAUAUAUUUUUGCAAUGGAUAGGAGGAUUAUCACAAGAUGAUGAUGUUGAUGAUGGAAUUAAAGUCUUGAUAUAUAUAUUAAAAGAACUCCAGAAAUGUUUCAUAAAAUAUAACAUAUUAUCCUUUACACCUUAUCGAACUUUAUUUAAAUCUUUAAAUAUAAACAUUGAAUUACUUGAAAAAGAAGCAGCUGAGUCAGGAACAUAUCAACAAUUAAAUGAUAUUAAACAAGUUCGAACAGAAUUUAAUGCCUAUCUUGGUAAAAUUCAAUUACUACUAUAUGAUGAAAAUGAUCAAACUGAUGAUGAUGAUGAUUGA
Molecule: messenger RNA, 600 nt
Organism: Rotaria socialis
Lineage: Eukaryota; Metazoa; Rotifera; Eurotatoria; Philodinida; Philodinidae
Source: the annotation of a GenBank genome assembly